Molecule: messenger RNA, 828 nt
Organism: Exophiala spinifera
Lineage: Eukaryota; Fungi; Ascomycota; Eurotiomycetes; Chaetothyriales; Herpotrichiellaceae
Exons: 3
Coding region: 1-828 (275 amino acids)
Source: RefSeq, a predicted model, not a curated record
AUGAAGUCCUUUGUGUUGGCAGCGGCUCUCUUCGCCUCGUCGUCUUUCGCAUGGCUUCCAUCAUGCGCUUGGUCGGAUUGUACGGGCAGCUGGGAUGGCACCAACUGUGACUCUAAGAGUGGCUGGGACUGUCUCUGCUCCAACCAAACUGCCAUCUCUCAGCUGAACACCUGCGUCGCGACAUCAUGCACAAACCAAACUGACCAAGAAGCCAUCUAUGGUGCUGUCGCCCAACUCUGCGCCAAUGCCGGUGUCACUGUCACCGCCUCGCAAGAGGCAACCUUCAGCGCAACUUCUGGUGGCUCUGCCUGGCCUUCUCAGAUCACUGCCGGUCCUGGUUUUGGACCUGGCGGCAACUGGAACUCUGGUCAAUGGUCUAGCUGGAUCUCUGCUUGCUCGACUGGUCUUCCUUCCGCUCCAAGCGGCUGGAACGGCCAAGGUGGAUGGGGUGGCCCCGGUAUGUGGGGUGGCCACGGUGGCUCAGGAGGUCCAGGAGGCCCGUUUGGCGGACCUUGGGGCACCAAAGCAAGCGGCAUCAACUGCGAUUCAUGGACUACCUGGACUGCAGGCUGGGGGCCCUUCUCUUCCUGGACCGGUACCUGGUCCGGCUGCAGCACGACCACUGCUUCUCCUGUGCCAGCUACCAUCACCACCACUGUUACCACUGGCGGAUCUACCCAAGUCAUCACCGGCACCACCUUCGGUAUCCAAGCCGUUGCGGCUGCCACCACAACCGGUAGCUCAGACAGCGGUGCUGCUUCUGUCCGCGGUCUCGGCGCCUGCGGUGCGCUUGUUGCCGCCAUCUUUGUCACGAUGAUUGCUUUGUAA